CGCUGGAGGCAGCGGGGAACGUCGCGUGGCUGGCCCGCAGGGGAUCGGGGAGAACGCAGCUGACGGGAGAUAACCCAGCUGUGGUCCCCAGAGCCUGCAGUUUCAAGGCCUCCUCCCUGCCUCUACUGUUAGCCCCAAGACCUGCACCUUAGCCAGAGUUCAUCAUGGGGAACCACCUGACUGAGAUGGCGCCCACCGCCUCCUUCUUGCCCCACUUCCAGGCCCUGCACGUUGUGGUCAUUGGGCUGGACUCGGCUGGAAAGACUUCCCUUCUUUAUCGUCUCAAGUUCAAGGAGUUUGUCCAGAGUGUCCCCACCAAAGGCUUCAACACAGAGAAGAUCCGAGUGCCCCUGGGAGGGUCCCGUGGCAUCACCUUCCAAGUGUGGGACGUUGGGGGACAGGAGAAGCUUCGACCGCUGUGGCGCUCCUACACACGCCGGACAGACGGGCUGGUGUUUGUGGUGGAUGCUGCUGAGGCUGAGAGGCUGGAGGAGGCCAAGGUGGAGCUACACCGAAUCAGCCGGGCCUCGGACAACCAAGGUGUGCCUGUGCUGGUGCUGGCCAACAAGCAGGAUCAGCCUGGGGCACUGAGUGCAGCCGAGGUGGAGAAGAGGCUGGCAGUCCGGGAACUGGCUGCUGCCACACUCACCCACGUGCAGGGCUGCAGUGCUGUGGACGGGCUGGGCCUACAGCCAGGCCUCGAGCGCCUGUAUGAGAUGAUCCUCAAGAGAAAGAAGGCUGCACGGGUGGGCAAGAAGAGACGGUGACCUGAGGCUGCCCCGUCCUCUCCGGAGGGGUCUCUACACUUGGACAGCCAGGCAGAGCCUGUUGGACCCCUCACUCAGAACCAGGGUGCAGGACCUGUCCACCUCAAUGAAGGACCAAGCUGCACACUGGGGGUCCUGUUUUGGGGCAGCACUGGGGGAGCGUGAUGGGAGAUGAGGUGUCUUCUCACAACCACCCCUCAUCCUUACUUCUGGAGAAGUGAAGGCUGCAGGACUGUGGAGACUUAAAUGUAAACUGACUCUACCUCGACCCUGUUUCCUGUUUUUCUUCUCUGGCUUUUUGAUUAGCUGUGUUGGGGAGGGCAAAGGAAAGUUGCUGGGAGGAUACAUUUGGAAUGAAUAAGAACUAGCUCUCGGCUCUCACCGCUCCCCAACUGGAGUCUCCCCAGGUUGCUUUUCUAGGGGUGCCAGUCACAAUACUCUAUGUUUUUGUAUGUGUAUGAAAGUGCCAAGAAUUCCUCCUUACCUUUGUAGAUUCACAACCAUUUUUAUAAGCCAUGUGUGUCCUCUAUUAUUAUUAAUUAUUUUUUAGCAUUUGCUUAUAAGUUAUUAAAGACUGAUGAUACUGUAGCUCUAA
This is a messenger RNA of Camelus dromedarius (Arabian camel), 1362 nucleotides long. RefSeq names its product ADP ribosylation factor like GTPase 4D (gene ARL4D). The record is from RefSeq and is a predicted model, not a curated record. Bases 165 to 767 code for a protein of 200 amino acids. Gene Ontology annotation, cellular component: cytoplasm; plasma membrane. Gene Ontology annotation, molecular function: GTP binding; GTPase activity. NCBI's taxonomy places the organism in Eukaryota, Metazoa, Chordata, Mammalia, Artiodactyla, Camelidae. The transcript is spliced from 2 exons. Gene Ontology annotation, biological process: vesicle-mediated transport; intracellular protein transport.